GCCUACAGUGGUGGAAUCGAACGUCCCCGAGCGCACACGGCGUAGAGGAGAGUACGGCGCACGAGUCUCUGGAAGGAAGAUAACGGUUUCUUUUUUUGCCCCCCUCUCCACUCAAACAACAAGAACAAACCAAACCUGAAUUUUUAGGGGGGUUUUUACAGAGUCUUCUCAUCACAAGGAGGAGGGAAGCGAGGGAUUGGAGCCGCAAGUUUUUUUUUUUUUUUUUUUUCCGUUUUUUUUUCCUCUUCUCCUUUUUUUUUUUCUCCCCGCUAAAAGAGGAUUCUGUGUUUUCGCGGUGGUUUAUUCUCCGCUUUCGCCGCAAAGAUGAUGGUCGGAGAGGUCGAAGUGAAGGAGCGACCGAGGCCGAGUCCCGACUAUUUGAUGCAAUUAUUAAACGAGAAGAAGCUCAUGACCAGUUUGCCAAAUCUCUGCGGCAUCUUCACACACCUGGAGAGGCUUCUCGAUGAAGAGAUCAACAGAGUGCGUAAAGACAUGUACAGCGACACAGUGAAUGGCCUUGUGGACAGACAUCCUCUGGAGCUGCCUGAGCCUAUCGGACCCAUCGUCCACCUGCAGGAAAAACUGUUUGUGCCUGUCAAAGAGUACCCUGAUUAUAACUUCGUGGGGAGAAUUCUUGGCCCUCGGGGACUCACAGCCAAACAGUUGGAAGCAGAGACUGGAUGUAAAAUCAUGGUGCGAGGCAAGAGCUCCAUGAGAGACAAGAAGAAGGAGGAGCAGAACAGAGGAAAGCCAAACUGGGAACACCUAAACGAAGACCUUCAUGUCCUGAUCACAGUGGAAGAUUCACAGGCCAGAGCUGAGCUCAAGAUGAGGAGAGCAGUGGAGGAGGUCAAGAAGCUCCUCGUACCUGCCGCGGAGGGAGAAGACAAUUUGAAGAAGAUGCAGCUGAUGGAGCUAGCGAUUCUCAAUGGGACAUACAGAGACAACAACAUAAAAACACCCACCCUUGCAUUCUCUCUUGCAGCGGCGGCAGCGGCCGCUCAGGGCCCCCGUCUCAUAGCGGGCCCAACUGGUCAGGUGUUGCCUCCCCAGGCACUCCGACCCCAAACACCAGCUGGGGGCCCCAUCAUGAACCUCAUCCGGCCCACUCAGAUGGCUGCCAUGCUGCCCAAUGGCACCCCCACCCUGGUGCCCCCCACACCGGAUGGCGGGCUUAUCUACACCACCCCUUACGACUACCCUUACGCCCUGGCACCCACCUCCCUGCUGGAGUACCCCAUCGAGCACAGUGGGGUUCUAGGUAAGAGAGCCUGGGGAAGCAUGGGUGCAGCAGGUACAGCGGCCAACUUUAGCCAGCCUGGACAGGAGGGCAGCUUGUUUUACCCCGGAAUUGGGGUGCUGGACGCGGCUUCCAUGAGCCACAGUCAGGACUUGUUGAAAGGUGCAAUGGCUACUAAAGUGAGACGGCAUGACACGCGGGUCCAUCCUUACCAAAGGAUUGUGACCGCUGACAGAGCCGCCACCGGCAACUAACACAUGACCUUCUGACCUCUGAACUCUUCACCCAAUGACGAGCCGCCCCAAGCCUGCCUGCUGAUCAGUUAACUGGUAAUUGCCUUUUGCUAGCCUCUCGGACGCAAGUGAGAGAGAGAGGCGCCUGCCCGUACAGUUACCCUAACACGUUCUGACAAAAAAAAAAUUGAAACCAACGCAGAAUCUUCACAGAAACACAACAAAACCCAACAAAGUUGUGUAAUAUUCAUUUUUUCCCUCUGUUCAUUGAGUUCAAUUCCCAUUCUUUCUCUUUCUUUUUCUUCAUGAAUCAUAUACUGGGUGGAUGUGUUUGUGGUAUUACUCAUAAAUCUGCACUGAAUUAUAUAGCAAUAAAGACCCCCAACCCCACCCUGCCCACCCACCUUCCUGUAAUCGCUCUAAUUUGCUGACCUCACUUGUAUAAAUUAAAGUUCAAUAUUUGACGCAAACCAUUUGGUUUUCAGAAUAAUGACAUAAUCCCCCUCAAAUGUAAAAGCCCCUACCUGCUCCCACCCUGUUCCAACACCCACCUAUUGGGAGAGAAAAAGAAAUAGAAGGAAAGAGAACGUACACUCACAUUAACUUGUUUAAUUUCUGUCAUUUUUCACAUGUAGUGCAGUUGUUGAGCUCUAAGAUGUAAUUAUGAGCUGACACAUUCUGGGUGUGCACCUCCAAACAGCUUUCUGUCUGUUUUUAAAAAAAGCAUGGCUGAAAUGAUUGCAAAAGAAGCUUUUUAUGAUUUAUGUGUUUUUUCUUCUGUCUUUUUUUUUUUCCUUUGUCUUUUUUUGUUGUUUUGCUUUUGAGUCAUUUUCUCCACUUGAUUUUGGUUUCUCUGAUGUUCAUAUUUGACUAAUUAGCUUUGUUUAAAUUGACUAGCCAAAAUAAGGCAGGUGGUUAUCACUGGAAAACAAAACGCAAUCUGAUUGACACAGGCUUCAGAAAGUAGGAAAGGGCAAGAUGGGAAGGUCACUAUUUGGGAUGAGGGGUCUCUGUGUGCGUGCGUGCGUGCGUGCGUGCGUGCGUGCGUGCGUGCGUGUGUGUGUGUGUGUGUGUGUGUGUGUGUGUUUUUUAAUUAAUACUACAAUGAAAGUAGGGUGUGCUGAGGCUUCGGGGACAUUGGAGCAGUACUUAUUAGCUACUGACCAUUGCUACGCCCCCAUCCACACUACAUCCAUUAUACAGUGCCUGAUGUAUUUAGAAAAAAUAUCUCAAUGAGUUAGCAGAGCUGUGAUAGAAAAGACAAAAAAAAAAGUAUUAAGUGUGCAUAUUUAGCCAAAGGGUUUUUCCAAUGAAUUAUAUAUCUGCAAUUAUGCAUCUGUGUCACAGAGGGCUCUCUUUGUGAUUUUAGAGUUUGGAAAGGUGUGAAUUUGUGGUGCCUGCCUUCAGCUGGAACAGACAGCCAGUCAGUUAGAUGUGUUUUCACCCAUUAAUGCUCUAUUUUUUUUUUUUUUUCUGAAGAGGUGAACGCAGGCAAUUAACACUAAAUCAACAUACUACUCAAUGACAGUACAUUGCUAGGGGGAAGGGCACUCUGAAGUUCUGUACAUAAAUGCUUUCGUCAUGAUACCUGGCUUCUAUAUUGAGUUGUUUCAUCAGCCACAUUGCCAAAAGAGUGUUCAUUUGUUUGUCAUUUUUUGCAUCUCAACAUUUGGCCAUUUUUUUAAGUGUAUUUUUUUUUUUAGUUAUAAUCCCAGUUAAAUUUCUGUCGGGACAUCAGUUGGGCAUAAUGUGAGCCUUCCUGCAAAUUAGACAACUUAUUUUUUUUGUUUGUGGUGAAACAGGUUAUUUGGAACACAUGACAAACCAUCCAAAAGCGCAUCCACAAUGUGUCACACUUCCCUGUGAUCGCAGUCAAGCUCCUGAGCCCACAAUCUUUUGUUCAACUCUCUCAAGAAAAAUAGGAUGUGAAAGCCAUGCCUGCCUGUUCAAAUUGCUUUAUACAUACGUCUUAUAUAUAUAUAUAAAUAUAUAUAUAAAUAUAUAAAAAUGUAGAUAUCUGUCAUUGCAUAUACAAAUACAGAAGAGAACAAAACAUAGAUAAUUUUACAGGGUGCUGGAGAAGAGAAAAAAAUUGAAAAAUCUAUUUUUGGCAAUUUUAGCUUUUGAUACUUUACUUGCAGUUACAAAAUCAGAAAAAAAUAAAAUAAAAAAAACUUUAAAACAGUAUAGGGGGAAAAACUGAGUGGGUGAGGAUAAAGUGCUGUUAACCUUUUGGAUAUGAUUGGAAAAGGAAGACAAAGACCAAAACAGUCAUAACCCUUGAAAAGCUAGCGCGGAUCAGAAGCGAGACGGACGCCUAGAGAGUUUUAAAAGGAUCAAAUCGAAGUGCCUUAUCAACAGUGGUUUCUGUUUUCUGAGUAUUCCAGUUGUGUUCAAUAAUAUCCAGCACCCACCGAGAUGGCGCAGAGAGGAAUGGCUAGUGUUACACGCUCUGAAUAGUUGAGCAGGGUAGCUCCCACCUUAUCGUGGUGUUACCGAAGUUAUUCUAUGCAAAAAGAAUAGCAGUCGUUUUGACCAGCUAAAAAUAUGUGCCAUGGUUUUGUCUUCCUGAAAUUAUUUUGUUUGUUUUUUUUUUCUUUUUCCUUGACUUGAUGGCCCUUUACUCUGCUGUAUGUGCAGGUUUUGUUCUCUUUUUAUUUAGAUUUUAAUGAUCAUAUGAAAUUAUUGUGUUGAUUUUUGGUGACUGUGACUAACUUCCUAGAACAAAUCGAACUGCCAAUAGCAAUGCAGUAUUCUGCCAGAACAUGUUUUGAUCAUGAGCUGAGAAAAAUACAUAAACAUUCAAGGGGUACGGAUACGAGAAGUCGGGGGCGUCCCAGUUGGCAUUAAUGCCCCGUUUGUUUCAACAGCUGCAAACUGAAUGCAUCCAGUCCAUGUCUCAAUGUGUCAAUUUGACAACAAACUAUCAAUACAAUCAUGAGAUUUCUAAUGGACGAAUGAAAUGCUGGAUAAUGAAAGGAGCAACUCUAUUUCACAGCCAAACAGUUUUCAGUUAUUGAAACAACUGACAGUUUAUUGCUGGAAGGUGAAAUAAACCCAUAAUAUUAAAUUGAGGAAUUCUUAGAUCCCAAUAUUACCCUUGGCAGUUUGUUUUUCUAUUCAUAGCUCUUUCAUCAUGCUGUUAUACCGAAAGGUCAAUGAAUUUUUCUUUUUCAGUGUUAUUAUUUUAAAUUGAAAUGCAAUAUUAAAGUGGAGCAAGAGAUGGCUAUUCAGCAUUUGACAGUAUUAAGAAAAUUCCCUCUGCAAUGUUACAACUUGCUGUGUCAUUGUGAAAGGCUGGAUAAGUCCAUCAGGUGAAAGGUUAACUCUAUACCUACCGUAUUCUCUCUGGCCUGCCUACUACAUGUAUGAUAAUGUAAUUAACAGCCAUUGUUACAGGUUUAUAAUGUAUUUUUCUAAUCUCAUUUUAUAUGUAUAUUAAUCAUGUUUCUGAGUGCUUUUUUUUUAUGAAACCCACUGCAACUCCCCCCCCCCCCCCAAACAGCCCUCUCUUCCUCCUCCCCCCCCUCUCCCCCCCUUUACAUCUUGAAAACUGUCUCUUGUGGGGAGUGUUGCCUUUUCCCUGUUAUAUUUUGUUUUGUUUUCUUGCCAAUUCCCAGCUUGUUUAACUCAUUAGCUACUUUAUUAGUUUUCUUGUCAUAAGUAUUUUUACAUGCUUGCAUUUAGUUUUCAUGGUGUAUGCUGUUAUUUUUCUUAUUAACCUCUUGGCAUUUAUUUUAAUAAAACAUUCUUAGUAAGAAUUUUACUAACUUGCUGAUAUUUUGUCUUGUGUUUUUAACCAGUUUCAUGAAUGUAUUACCUGGUCUGGUUCACGGACUAACACAAUUAAAACUGGUGUCUGGCCACCACUUACACUGACUGACUGACUGACAUGCACUCUACAUAAACACACGCUCACACACUAGCCAACUGUGCACAUACACUCUACAUGAAAUUACUCAGCACACACACACACACACACACACACACACACACACACACAAAUCUAACUGGAAACUGCACGAGUAAGAUAAGCGUCCCUCACUCCCGCUCACGCACUCUCACCUCUGCGCUGGAGAAAUCUGCUGACACUCUUCAUACUUGCCCUCCCCGCUCAGUUCCAACAUCGCUGCUGUGUCUCGUCGUCUCUGUUAGAGACAACUCUCUUGUUAGUUGUCCUGUCCUUCUGUGUCACUGACACCCCCCCCCGUGAGACAACAGGAAGUGUCUGUGGGGGUGGGGGUGGGGGUGUAAGCUGCACGCUACUUGAGGUCACUGGUUAACUUCUGGGUGAGCUGUUCCCUCUUUAACAAAGCACACUGAUUUUAAAAAGGGUGAUUUGUCUGCACACAAUGGUUAAUCCGUAAAGACAGAACUCCACUUUCCUCUUUUUCUAACCAUUAGUUAGUGCAGGAUAAUCCAGGCAAAAAAAAUACUGCAUGCUAGUCGUCUCAAAAGGAUUAAUUUAACUGUGAAUUAUGCAGUGCAGGACAUCUCAGCACACACUAUUGAUGUGAGUUAUUUACAACAGACACGUGGGGCAAAUUUAUAGAUGAAAGUUGUGUGAUAGUCUAAAGCUGUCCCCAGUCCAGUUUAUUUCCUGCAUUGCUUCCACGGCUUGUUAUGCCUGGAUAGCAGCAUUACAGUUAUCACCAGCUGUUGUCUGUUUGGUGAACACUUCUCCCCAUUCGGCUUAUUGAUAUAAUAGCUAAUACUGGGCCAUUUGGGAGCAUCCAUAAUGCUUAGACACACACCAGUACACCAUGCCAAUAUGAAGUACUUUGGGAUCAAAACAACCUUACUAUUCCUUCCAGUGUAAAACGCUGAUACGGCUUUCAGGUAGCUUGUAUUUAUUGUUUUUGUUUAGGGGGAAGUUUUUUUUUUUGUCUGAAACACUGCCAGUGUGUGGUGUUCAUUCUACUACUGUGUCAGUGCACUCGUCCCUGGGUUCAUUCAGCUCUCUUCUCUCUAUUCAGCUUUCUUCCUCCUCCACUAAUUCAAGGUGUUGACACUGACACACAAGCAAAAGAUUAACUUCAUUAAUCCUGAUUAUUACUUUAACCCACUGAGUGAUGCCUCCAGAUUUUUUUUUCAUCUUCUCUCCCCCCCCCCCCCUCCUUUUUUAAAAUCUGCACAACAAAAGCAACUUUGGCCUUAACUGUUGCAAAUUCUCUUCAUGUCUCAGCAAGAAAAGAACAAGGAUUAAAAGUGUCUAACAUCAAACUUAACAUUUCUCUCCUCUCUGGAAUUAACAUUUUGUGUCUUUGAUCUGGAAAAAAAGAAAAAAACCUGGGUGUUUUUGCCUAUAACACCUUCUUGUACACCAGCAAGUAGAGACAGAGAUUGGAUUACUGGCAGCCCAAAUUGUUUUCCCUCCUUUUAUACGUUAGGUGUUGUGAAGCCAUAAGCUUGUUUAUUUAUUAAUGUAGGAUCAGUCUUUUUUUUAAAUUAUGUUUUUGAUUGGCUCCUUUUGUGCUGUAAUGAGCAACUUGAGCUAAAAUCCGUCCAUUAGCAGUUGAUGUAUUUAUACUGUCACAAGCCUCGCCGUUUAUGUGUCAGAGGUUUUCAGUGGCUCGCCGCAAUCACCAAGCUGAUGAAAAGAACACUGACAAGUGGCGAGUUAUUUCCCACAACGCAAUGUAUUACAAACACUGCCUGAAAUAUAGCAUCUGUGAGUUUAAAAAGUGCCUUUUUUUCCCCCUAAGAUUGGGAAAUUAUAUAUUUUUGUACCUAAUCUUUGAAGUGCCAAUUUUCUGUCUCCCUUUUUAUCUCGCCAAAAGCUUCUUUUUUAAAAAAAAAAACAAAACUAAAUGCCCAUGUUUUUUUGUUUUGUACAUACUCUUUUUUUUAAAAAGAAACUGGGAAAGUUUGAUCAAGCAUUGGAAACUUGGUCGCAGACAUUUCCCACCAUUAAGCUGUGGUUUAAUGGGUCCUGUUUUCAAUUUGAUCAACUGAGAAUGUUUGAUUGGACCACAGUAUGCAGCGAACGUCUGUUUGCAUACUGCUGCCAUCUCUGGCCGAGGUUCUCAGUGCCUUUUCAAAUCUGUCGCAGGGCAUUCAGUGUAUUUAUCUACUAACUACCUUCUCACCUGUCAAUCUUUUAUUUUUCUUCUGUUCUGUUUAACAAACAUUCCUCCAAUGAGUUAAACGGCAGGUUAACCAAUCAGUAUUGGUCUCAGAGAUGUAGCACUCAGGUGGUUAAAUGGCAAAUGCUACCAAAAUACAGAAUGAGAAAAAUUUUAGCCCCACUGGAUUUUUUUUCCUCUUUAUUUUUUUUGACUGUGAUAAAAGUAUAAUACUUUUUUUUUUCCUAAAAAUUAUACUAGUAUGGUUUAUACUGUAAGUUCCUCAUCCAUAUAGUGAUGCACUAAAAUCUGUGAGAUUUCUUUUUUUUUUGUUGGAGUUGUAAGUUUUUAUGUGAAGUAGCCUUUAUUUUGUUUUGUGUUACCUUGUUUUUAUAGAGGGUUAGACUGAGAAUAUUGAAUAGGGUGUAAAACAUGUAAUGCCAGUUUUUGUUGCUCACACCAAAAACAAAAAAAGGAAAACAAAUGUCAUGUGUGCAAUAAAGAACCAUAUUUACAAGCUUC
Dicentrarchus labrax (European seabass) is the source of this 8060-nucleotide messenger RNA. RefSeq names its product QKI, KH domain containing, RNA binding a (gene qkia). Gene Ontology annotation, molecular function: mRNA binding. The transcript is spliced from 8 exons. Lineage: Eukaryota; Metazoa; Chordata; Actinopteri; Moronidae. The record is from RefSeq and is a predicted model, not a curated record. Gene Ontology annotation, biological process: regulation of mRNA splicing, via spliceosome. Bases 325 to 1494 code for a protein of 389 amino acids. Gene Ontology annotation, cellular component: nucleus.